AUGACCAACUUGAUCUCUAUAACAUUUCAGAAGGUUCUGCAUGGAAAGGAGAUACUUUGGAGAAUCAGGUGCUUCUUCUUCUCCAUAGCGUGGGUCUUCUCAACAUUACUCAUAGAAGUGUGUACUUGUUCCGACCCCUGCAGCCUGAAUAGUGAGGGUAUCAGUGGCUUUCUGAGCCAACCAGGAGACGUUGUUAUAGGAGGAACCUUCAUGGUCCAUCUGGACACGGUCUACAAUUACCUCCAGUUCACAAGCAAACCUCCAGACCAACUGUGCCGGGUGUUUGCGAGUGAGUAUUACCAGAGCAUGGAGGCCCUUAUAUUCGCAGUGCAGGAAAUUAAUGCGGAUCUGGGGCUCCUCCCCAACGUUACGCUGGGCUACCAGGUUUACGACGCGUGUAACACGUUACGGCGAGCGGCACAAGGGACCCUUUUCAUGCUUUCCGGGGGAAAGGGAAUCACCCCUAAUUAUCACUGCGACACGGGGACACGUCUUGCUGGUAUCAUUGGGGAAUCUGGGUCCACACGUUCCAUCCUUAUGGCUCAGAUUCUGGGAUUGUACUGGUACCCACAGAUCAGUUAUUUUGCCUCCAGUCCAAUUCUAAGCAAUCGUUACCUGUUCCCUUCCUUCUUCCGUACCAUCCCUAGUGAUGAGUUUCAAAUGAAAGGUCUGGCUGAGCUUGUCUUUUAUUUUGGUUGGACUUGGGUUGGUCUCCUGGCCAAUGAUAAUGAUUAUGGUCAAUAUGGGCUUCAGAUAGCAAAGCAAGAAAUAAUAAAUGGUGGCGCGUGUGUGGCCUUCACUGAGAAUAUCUUGAUCGGCCGACCCAACAGAAAUGCUCCUAACCUAGUUCAGGUCAUUAAAGAAUCAACGGCAAAGGUUGUUGUGGUUAUAUCCUCUGAUUCCCACUUUGUAAUUGUGGCAGAAGAGCUGCUCAGGCAGAAUGUGACUGGAAACAUCUGGGUUGCUAGUGAAGCUUGGGCAACCUCCGAUUUGCUCUUCAAGGAACGAUUCCGACAAAUUUUAUUGGGCACCAUCGGUUUUGCCAUCCACCGUGGGAAGAUUCCAGCCUUCAGUAAGUACCUCAAGAGCCUCCGGCCAUCAAACGAUCAAUAUGACUCAUUGAUAAAGGAAUUUUGGGAGCAAACCUUUUCUUGUAAGUGGCCCAGUCAGGAGAACCCAAUAGUUCCAACUGACAAUGCCACAAUGAGAGUGUGUACGGGAGAGGAAAAGCUGGAGAGCCUACUGACUGCAGAAUACCAUAGGCUAUCUCUAAAUGUGUACAACGCCGUUUAUGCAAUGGCUUGGGCCCUACAUAGUUUGCUUAACUGUACAUCCGGAACGGGGCCAUUUCCUUUUGGAGGUUGCACCAAUAUCUCUUCUUUUCAUCCUUGGCACCUUCUCCACUAUAUUAAAAACGUGAACUUCAAGACCAAAGAUGGAAGUCAAAUGUUUUUUGAUGCAAAGGGGAACCCUCCAGCCGUCUAUGAUAUUGUGAAUUGGCAUGGAAGUGCCAACGGUGCCUUGGAACCGGUUACCGUUGGUAGUUAUGGCUUAAGUGCUGCUAAUGGAAAAGCCUUAAAUAUAGACAGUUCUGGAAUUAUAUGGACCAACAGUGAAACCCAGGUUCCUCUAUCCAAGUGCAGCCCAAGUUGUCCUUCAGGAUUUAGGAAGGUGAUUGUACCAGGGAAACCCCUGUGUUGCUAUGAGUGUGCCCGGUGUCCCCAGGGCUACAUCUCAACCCAAACAGAUGCUGCGGAAUGUCAUCCAUGUUCCUGGGACACGUGGCCCAAUCUACAGCAGGACAGAUGCCUACCAAGGCCUACAGAGUUCCUUUCCUAUGGAGAUCCUUUGGGUUACAGCUUAGCAGCCAUUUCCAUCUUCUCUUCCCUAAUCCCACUUGGUGUUCUAGGAGUUUUUAUUCACCAAAAAAAGACGCCAAUAGUCCGAGCCAACAACUACUCCCUUAGCUGCCUUCUCCUGCUUUCCCUGUUCCUCUGUUUCCUUUGCUCUUUAGGGUUCAUUGGUUACCCACAGCCUGAAAAGUGCCUUCUGCGCCAGGUGGCAUUUGGGAUGGUUUUUGCCCUCUGCAUCUCCUGUGUUCUGGCCAAAACCAUCACUGUUGUCAUUGCCUUUAAUGCAACCAAACCCGGCAGCAGGUUAAGAAAAUGGACAGGGGUGAAGGUCUCCUACUGUGUGAUUGGGUUUUGUGCCUUUCUUCAGUUAGUCGUGUGUGUGCUGUGGUUGAGCUUAUCUUCUCCCUUCCCUGAACUUGACACUGACACCAAACCUGGAGUCAUCAUAGUUAAUUGCAAUGAAGGGUCACCCACUGCUUUCUGGUGCAUGCUGGGAUACCUUGGCCUCUUGGCCUCCAUCAGUUUCAUUGUUGCCUUCCUGGCCAGACGCCUCCCUGACAGUUUCAAUGAAGCCAAAUUGAUCACAUUCAGUAUGUUGGCUUUCCUCAGUGUGUGGGUGUCCUUUAUCCCAGCCUAUCUCAGUGCCCGGGGCAUGUAUACUGUGGCAAUGGAGGUCUUUGCCAUCCUGUCUUCCAGUUGGGCUGUGGUGGGCUGUAUCUUUGUGCCAAAAUGUUACAUUGUAUUGUUCAGACCCAACAUGAACUCCAGAGAAAACCUCAUGGGGAAGGGUAGAAGUCAAAAAUAA
Xenopus tropicalis (tropical clawed frog) is the source of this 2658-nucleotide messenger RNA. RefSeq names its product extracellular calcium-sensing receptor-like. The transcript has 6 exons. Lineage: Eukaryota; Metazoa; Chordata; Amphibia; Anura; Pipidae. The coding region runs from base 1 to 2658 and encodes 885 amino acids. Gene Ontology annotation, biological process: G protein-coupled receptor signaling pathway. The record is from RefSeq and is a predicted model, not a curated record. Gene Ontology annotation, cellular component: plasma membrane; membrane; cell periphery. Gene Ontology annotation, molecular function: G protein-coupled receptor activity.